This is a messenger RNA of Adineta steineri, 2217 nucleotides long. The record is from the annotation of a GenBank genome assembly. NCBI's taxonomy places the organism in Eukaryota, Metazoa, Rotifera, Eurotatoria, Adinetida, Adinetidae.
AUGAGUAUUAUUCGAAUUAGCAAUCGACUUUUGCCAAUUUCGGCUAUAGGUAGAAAAACAACUAUUCUUGCCUUAAAACCACAUCCUUAUUAUUAUUAUCAUGGUCAACGUAUUCCAUCGAUUGACGCUAAUCGUUUGCAAUUAUUGUCAUCGAUACAUAUCCGGUCAUUUCAUUCAUCAUCGAUACUUUUCGAUGAUAAAUCUAAAUUAGAAAAAACAGUAGAUUUAUUAAAAGAUAAAGUCGAAGGAGAAAAAGUCAAGCCAACAACAGCAGGUACAACACCCAUUCCGAUUGUUACUACUGGUACCACAGUUUCUACGACUACUCCUGCUACUACAUCAGCAGCUGAUCAAGCAGUCGCUAAACGUAAAUCACUUGGGGAACGAAUUAUUCAUGAAUUAAAACAUUAUUAUAAUGGUUUUAAAUUAUUAUUUAUUGAAACUAAAAUAGCAUUUCGUCUUUUAAGACAAGUUUUAAAUGGUGGUACAUUAACACGACGAGAACGAAAACAAUUUACACGUACAGCUGCUGAUUUAUUUCGACUUGUACCAUUUUCUGUUUUUAUCAUUGUGCCAUUUAUGGAAUUUACAUUACCAAUAUUUUUAAAACUUUUUCCUAAUAUGUUACCUAGUACAUUUAAAGAAGCGGAUAAAGAAAACGAAAAAUUAAAAAAACAAUUAAAAGCAAAAUUAGAAGUAGCUAAAUUUUUACAAGAUACAUUAGAAGAUACAGCAUUAAAAUCGACAAAGAAACGUUCGGAUGAAACAUUAACAGCACAAUUUGCGGAAUUUAUGCAUAAGAUUCGUUCAACAGGUGCUCAUCCUUCAACUGAAGAGAUAAUGAAAUUUUCAGCAUUAUUUGAAAAUAAAUUAACAUUAGAUAGUCUUGAUCGUCCGCAAUUAGUUGGUUUAUGUAAACUUCUUGGUAUAUCAACCAUUGGUCCUGAUUAUUAUUUACGUUUUACAUUACAUUUAAAAUUACGUAAUUUAGAAGCUGAUGAUAAACUAAUUCAAGAUGAAGGUAUUGACAAUCUCACUGUUGAUGAAUUGCAAGCUGCAUGUCGUGAUCGUGGUAUGCGUUCACUUGGUGUUAGUAUUGAACGUUUACGUUCACAAUUACAACAAUGGCUUGAUCUUCAUCUUAAUCAACGUAUUCCAUCAACAAUUUUACUUGUAUCACGUGCACUUUAUUUACCAGAAAAUAUUCCACAAGAAGAUGUACUUAAAGCAGCUAUUCAAUCCUUACCAAAAGCAAUUGAUAGUGUAACAGCUGUUAAAAUUGCUGAAGUUAGUGGUGAACGUGUUGAUAAUACACAACGUAUUGAAGCUAUUAAACGUGAAGAUGAAGCUAUUAGAAAAGAAAAAGAAGAAAAAGAUAAACAAUUAUCUGAAGAAGAAAUUAAAAAGAAAAAAGAAACUGAAAAAGUUGUUACUCCAACAAUACCAUCGGAUAUACCUAUCAAAGAAAUUCUUGUUGAUAAAGCACCAAUUCUUAGCGAUAGUAAAAAAGAAGAUAAGAAAGAUGAUCAACAUAUUGAUGUUGGACAAUUUGAAAUAGCACUUGAACAACUUGUUCAACAGAAAGCACAAGAAGUUCAUUCAACUGUUGAAGAUAUUAAAGAACUUAAAGAUGAUGUUAAAGAAUAUAAAGACGAUGUUAAGGAAUUUGAAACAUUAGCUGCAACAAAACAUCUUAAACAUUUAAGUGAAACACGUUCUGCUAAAGCACUUUCAAAACGUAUUGAUAAACUUGUUGGUGAUCUCGAUCAAAUUGUUCAAACACUUGAUAAAAAACAAGAAACAAUUCAAAAAGAUAUUAAAACAAAAGAAGAUGCAGUAGGAACGAAAUCCGAUCAAAUACAAGAACAUAAAGAUUUUCUUACAGAAAAGAAAGAAAUUCUUGUAACAACACAAGAAUUAGUUAAUACUAUUCGAAAGAUUCAAAAGGUUUCCAAUACAAAUGUUGAUUCACAAAUUUGGGAUAUCAUCAAUCAAUUUGAUCAUAAUAAAGAUGGUAUAAUUGAAGCUGAUGAAAUCUUAAAAGCACUUGAAAUAAUUGAAAAUGAAAAAGUUAAAAUAUCGAAAAAACAUUUAAAAGAAAUCAUUGAUCUGGUACGAAAAGAACAUAUCGUUGAAGAAAAAGAAAAGAAAGAAGAAAUGGAAGCAAAAACUAAACAAGAACCUUCAACAACAACAACAAAACCUAAAAACAUUUAA